Molecule: messenger RNA, 1746 nt
Organism: Ostrea edulis (European flat oyster)
Lineage: Eukaryota; Metazoa; Mollusca; Bivalvia; Ostreida; Ostreidae
Product: zona pellucida sperm-binding protein 2-like
Exons: 4
Coding region: 607-1647 (346 amino acids)
Cellular component (GO): cell surface
Source: RefSeq, a predicted model, not a curated record
ACUGCGCAUUUUAUAUGGGAAGGUCUCUUGAUGCACAAGCCUUGUAGAUACUGUAGAUAAAUGCGUAAGCCGUAGAUGUGUUACUGGGGAGCCUAUCAUUACACGAUAAUACAGAAUCAUGCCUAGUGUAGAACGAACAGGUAGUGAUAAGUCGAACGGCAUUCCACGGAGAGAGAAACUGACUUCAGUAAAAGCAAACUGGUAAGUUGUCUAACUCUUAGCAUAAGUGUAUGCAAGUGGUGAUUUUUUUCUUAAACGUUGAAUUUAAUUCAUUGUUGUGUAUUAAUUUGUAUGAAAUGUACAAAAACUAAUUCCUUUGUUUAUGCACCAUUAUGAUUUUUUCAGUUUUAUACACCAGGAGGGUCUUUAUAAUCAACAAGUAUUUUCGAAAUGUCAGCGCCAUUAAGUUCUACAUCACAGUCUCGCGGCCUUUUCCAGAGAAGAUCAUAGAGAUAUUUUUCAAAACCGUCUUUUCGAUCUUGUCGUGAUCGUCUUGCAUGCUUUCUUUCAUCUUAUACCUGCAUAUUCUCCUCUGCUUCAUUAUUUACGAUAUAGUCAUGCAACAGUCUGUAUUUGUUAACGCAUGUCAUUAAUAGACAUAGAUGUAUGAGGUAUCUUAUUCAUGGAGUAAAACAAAAUCUUUAUUAUUAUAUUGUAGACAACACCACACAGACAGUAGAACGUUCUGAUAUUCUGUGCAAUGCUGAUAGCAUAGAGGUAUUUCUUCCUGAACAAUUCUUCACAGUUCCGUCACGGGUCACGUGGCUAGACCCCAACUGUAGCAUCACCAAAAACAGUACUCAUUAUAUCUCUACUAUUAAGCAUGGACAAUGUGGAACGACUGUUAGGCUGACAGAAAACAACGUUAUCUUUGAAAACGAAAUCAACGCCAAUCCAUUAAUAACACAAAAUAUUUUGUUGAACUUCGGGACCUACCCUUACGUUAUUCCAGUAAAAUGUAUCUAUCCUAGGAAGGGAAUGACACUAUCGUCAUAUCAACCACUUAGACAGCAGGUGCGCGUAUAUGAAAAGCGAUUUGGACAUUUGGAUAUAGAUAUGCGACAGUUUGAGACAAACCAGUUCAGGCAUGCACUAGGGGAAUCUAAUUAUCCGAGGAAACACAAACUUAAUUCUGACAUCUUCUUUAAAGUUGCGCUGCAAAAUAUUGGCGCAGCUGAAUUGGGACUUCACCUUGACACCUGCAUAGCAACGAAAACUUCUACUCCAUAUGAUAACGUUUUUAUAAAAUUAAUAGAAAAUGGGUGUCCGAAAGUCAACUUUGUUCACCUUCUUCCGUCGCCAGUCAAUGAGACGAGGUUUAGUUUGAGUGCAUUUGAGUUUACCUCUAGUCAGUCUAAUGUUGUCUACAUCCAUUGUCAGGCUUCUGUCUGUCUAGCAACCUCUCAGUGUACCCCGGAUUGUACACCCAGCAGUCGAAGCAAGCGUGACCUCAACUCUGAACCUUCGCACUUACUGUCGAUGGGACCUCUUCUGUUUGUUUCUGAUAAAGCCUAUACUUCCACUUUGAUUGCCAACGUCAUCGCCGGUGUGUCUGGCACAGUUGCCAUGGUCGCUAUUGUGGUCGCAGUACUGGGAUGGAGAAGAAAAACAAGUACCGCAGUAACUGUUAAUGACAAUCAGCUUUAAGUUGAUAUGAACGCUUCCCAUGUUUUGUCGAUUACAAAUGAUUUGGGAUCAUUUCAUUUUGUCUCAUCCUUGAAAUAAAUUCUAUAUCCAACAAUAUAA